This is a messenger RNA of Rhincodon typus (whale shark), 2782 nucleotides long. RefSeq names its product trimethylguanosine synthase 1 (gene tgs1). Gene Ontology annotation, molecular function: RNA cap trimethylguanosine synthase activity. Bases 128 to 2722 code for a protein of 864 amino acids. Gene Ontology annotation, biological process: 7-methylguanosine RNA capping; 7-methylguanosine cap hypermethylation. Gene Ontology annotation, cellular component: nucleus. The transcript is spliced from 13 exons. NCBI's taxonomy places the organism in Eukaryota, Metazoa, Chordata, Chondrichthyes, Orectolobiformes, Rhincodontidae. The record is from RefSeq and is a predicted model, not a curated record.
AGGUGGGUCGGCUUUUGAAAAAUCUGACUUCACGUACCGGAAACUGUAAUACGCUGCAGACUUGACUUCGUUGGAAGUUCGUUAUGCCGCUGAUUAGAUAGACGGAAUAAGGUUGUUCGGUAUUGAGAUGAUAGACAACAUGUGUGAGAACUCGAGCAUGGUGGCGGAAAUCUUCCUCUUUCUAGAAGGUUUCAGUGAUGAGAUGGAACAGAUCCAGUGUUUCUGCAGCAGAGCCUACGUACAUGAUCGGAAACUUUAUCGGAUGGGAUUAACGAGGGCGUGUUAUGACUAUGAAGAUAGUGGAGAUAUCCAAGAAGAAGAAGACAAGAGUGAAGAAGACUUGAAUGUUGAUGAGCUGACUCUUAAUACUGUACAGGCUCAGGAAGAAAGUGGAAUGGAUAGUGAGGCAGAACUGAUGGCAAAAAUGGGAUUACCUCUCCAGUUUGGAAGGCCUUCAACCCAUAGGCAACCAGUGAUAUUCAUUGUUUCAAAGAAAAGGGCCAAAAAGAAAAAAUCAACUUGUAAGCACACGGAGGAUCAGACUGAAGUUUGUGAAGGAUAUCCAGAAGAGUUUUUAAAUGGCAUUUCUGAUGUCACUGACUUGGAGUUGACUGAUUACAAAACAGAUUUUGAAGUAGAAAAUGCUGGUGUCGAUCAUUCAAGUGAUGGAGCAGCGGCUUCUGAACUCGAGUCCGAAACAGACUGGGAUAAAUAUUGGAAUCAGUAUGGUGAGGGUAUUCUUUGGGAAAAUUGGUUGCGCAAACACCCUGAGUGGUCAGAAGACUCAUGUGCACCUUGGAACUCUCUUGACACCAAGGAUCAGUGGCAACAGUUUUAUGCUGAUCAGUAUUGGCUAUAUUAUGAGCAGUUUCAGUACUGGGUAGAUCAAGGAUGGUCUGUGGAUUGUACUGAAGAAAGUGAACUUGGAAAAGAUCUAUCUUGCACACAUGUAGAUGAAAUGGAAGACUCUUUCAUUAGUACUGCAAAUAAUUCUCAAGAACAUUUCAAGACUCUGAUGCCAGCAGAAUCUACUAGUGCAUCAUGUGGAGAAAGUUUUGAGUGUAAUAAAGUUAGUUAUGGAGAAGUUGUCAGUUUGAUCAAUAAUAUAAGACUCAAUUCAGAAAAUGAGACCAAGCAAUCAACUGGUUUGAAUAGCAAUAUCUGCUGGAGUUCUGCUGAUGAGAAAGAGCCAUGUAAUGGAACCAAGAGCAAACGAUCUGCAUCUGGUGGAAGAAUCUCCACACUUCAUUCAGCAGAUCCUCGUAAAACUUCCAACAAAGCUUUAAAAACUGAUAUUACAGCAGGAAAGAGCCACACCAGUGAAGAUGAAGGUGAUCCAACUGAACCUAGACCAGUAAAGAUGAAAAGAAGUCAUGAACUUGAUGCUGAAGAGAAUCCAGUUGUGGCAUUGGAAGAUGCAUACUUAGCUCUUGGCUUCAAGUGCCAGACCAGUAAAAGCAUUUCAAAAUUUGGGCAUGCACGGUAUCGUAAAUUCACUGAGUUGACGUCCAGACACCUUGAUUUGCAUCAGCUGCCAGCUACCAAAAAUAAACACACAUUCUUCAGUGAAGAAGAAGACCUUGUGAGAUUUAAGAAGAGCAGAACCUUAGAAAAGGUGCAAAGAUUUUUAAAACAAGUGCCUUCAAAUGACCCUCUGUCAACUAACAUAGAGACUCCACCUUGUGUGGUACACAGCUCUGAGGAAUGCAACAGUUCUGAGGAGCACCACAGUCCUAAAGCAGAGAGCUGCAUUGUAUGUGAGAAAAGCAACAGGGGAAAUGGAGAUGAUGGAACUUGUGCUGAUGGGAAAUUCGUAAAUCGUGUCAGUGUUCCUUCCAAAUUGAAUAAAUGCAUUCAAGGCAACAAUGAACAGCUUCCUGAAAAGUAUGAUGUGACUCCUGCUUCUGCCAAAAACUUUGAACCACAUUCUGACAGACGGCUGGUUCCUAUGGAUAUUCCAGACUUCCUUCUUCCUGAUGCUGAUGUAACUGAGAGGGAUGAUGAAUUGCAAACCACAAAGAAUAUUAGGAAGGACAAAAAAAGAAGGAAGAAAAAGAAGAAAGUUAUUGAUAUUCCCUUUGACAUAGUAGCAGUUCCAGAAUUGACCAAAUACUGGGCCCAGCGUUAUAGACUGUUUUCACGCUUUGAUGAGGGAAUUAAACUUGAUCAGGAAGGCUGGUUUUCGGUCACUCCUGAGAAGAUUGCUGAGCACAUUGCCAAUCGUGUCAUGCAGAGUUCUCAUUGUGAUAUCAUUGUUGAUGCAUUUUGUGGAGUUGGAGGCAAUUCAAUUCAGUUUGCGUUAGCUGGGAAAAGAGUGAUUGCUGUUGAUAUUGAUCCUGUGAAAAUAGAUCUUGCACAAAACAAUGCUAGAGUCUAUGGAGUGUCUGAACAGAUUGAAUUUAUCCUUGGUGACUUCAUUCUGCUGGCUUCUGACCUAAAGGCUGAUGCUGUGUUCCUCAGUCCUCCAUGGGGAGGCCCUGAUUAUGUCAAUGCAAAAAUCUUUGACCUGAAGACUAUGAUGUCUCUUGAUGGCUGUGAAAUCUUUGCACUUUCCCAGAAGAUCUCACCAAACAUAAUUUAUUUUUUACCUCGCAAUGCUGAUGUAGAACAGGUGGCAUCCUUAGCUGGAGCAGGAGGACAAGUAGAAAUUGAACAGAAUUUUCUCAACAACAAACUGAAGACAAUCACUGCUUAUUUUGGUGACUUAAUCCAGAAUGAGUAGGGCAAUUUAAAGAUCAGCAUUUGUAUAAUUUGUUUGUUCCAAAUAAAGCUUUAACUGGUA